Molecule: messenger RNA, 1842 nt
Organism: Eleginops maclovinus (Patagonian blennie)
Lineage: Eukaryota; Metazoa; Chordata; Actinopteri; Perciformes; Eleginopidae
Gene: noc4l
Product: nucleolar complex associated 4 homolog
Exons: 15
Coding region: 31-1623 (530 amino acids)
Biological process (GO): ribosome biogenesis
Cellular component (GO): nucleolus; Noc4p-Nop14p complex; small-subunit processome
Source: RefSeq, a predicted model, not a curated record
GUUGCAUGAACGCAGCAUCUCUAAAUAAUAAUGGCGCCGGCCAAAAGAUGCAACGUGAGUUUGGCAGCAACAGCAGAGAAAAGUGUGAAAAAAGCUAAAAUUGACAUAAAUGCCCAAGUCGAAAGAAUACUUGAGAGCAGAAAAAAUGCCAACGACGUUUUUGACAUCCUCGAGGCUCUUGAGUCUGAAAAAGAGAAGGAUGUUGUCAGUGCUGCCAAUGCCUGCAGCAAAUUGUUUUGCACCUUGUUGGAGAAGAAAGAGCUGUUUUUGGGAAAACUGCCUGGAGAAGAGGAGGCAGUAAGUGGAGAGUGUAGUGCUGAAGAGAAGUACCAAAUGUUCAUGAGACACCGUUACAACAGCUGUGUAGAGCUGCUGCUGGAGCAUCUUAGCCAUGAUCUUCACGGAGUUAAGGAGAGUGCCCUGUGCUGCCUGAUGAAGUUUGCUGCAGGAGAAGGAAAGUACCCUCUUGAGGACUUGGACUGGACUGAGCACUACAGCUUCCCAAGAGAACUCCUCCAGGCAGUGGUGGACAGAUUGCUGUCCAAAACUACAGACAACUCCAUGCUGAUCUCCAGAUUCCAGGAGUUCCUGGAGAUGGAGGAUGUGCGCUAUUAUGUCAUGAGCUCCAUCCGCGAGAAUGUGGGCAAAGUCAUGGACAAAAACAAAGGGGCAUUGGUGCCCAUAUAUCAGAACAAUGUGUUCACCCUCAUGUCCAACAUCAGUAUACCAAGCCAGGAGUCGGAGCUCACUAACUUCAUGGUCAAACAAGAAGCCAAGCAUGAGGACUGGAAAGCAGCUAAACUGAAUGAACACAAGCGUGUCUUUGAGAGGAUGUGGCUGGGCUUUCUCAAGUAUAAGUUGCCAAGCAACAUGUAUAAAAAGAUCUUGGUGAUCCUCCAUGACUCAAUUUUGCCCCACAUGAGUAAACCCACACUGAUGAUUGACUUCCUAACUGCUGCCUAUGAAGUUGGUGGGGCUAUCAGCCUGCUGGCCCUCAAUGGCCUCUUUGUCCUCAUACAUCAACACAACCUAGAUUACCCAGAUUUCUACAAGAAUUUGUAUAAUCUGCUUGAGCCUUCUGUUUUCCACGUGAAGUACAGAGCACGCUUUUUCCACCUAGCUAACCUCUUCCUUAGCUCCAGUCACUUGCCAGUGUACCUAGUGGCUGCGUUUGCCAAACGCUUGGCUCGUUUGGCUCUCACAGCACCGCCCACAGCCCUCCUCAUCGUGCUGCCCUUUGUCUACAACCUUAUCCGCCGCCACCCAUCCUGCAGAGUCCUCCUUCACAAGCCCAGCACGGAAGGCGAGCUUUUGGAAGACCCAUACCUGAUGGAUGAAGAGGAUCCUGUUAAGUGUCGUGCCUUAGAGAGCAGCUUGUGGGAGAUUAAGACACUGCAGAAGCAUUACCAUCCAGAUGUUGCCAAAGCAGCUUUGGCAAUCAACACACCUCUGUCAGGAAAAGAGGACGACAUCAAUGAGGUGCUGGAAAUAACAACACAUGAGCUGAUGGAGAGAGACCUGAAGAAGUCUCAGAUCAAGAACAUCCCACUGGAGUUUGAAAUUGCCACACAGUUACUAAAAGGAGGGGGUGAUGUGUUAGGACAACACUUUUGUCUGGAUUAAAACAAAUGUGAUUUGUUUGAUACAAAUCAAAGGAGGAGCUGCAAUCCAUGAGACCAUUUUCAGCAACAGCAGCAGCAAGAAGCAAGAAAUGAACAGAAAUGCAUUUGAUCUGGGGUUUUGUUUUUAUGUUUCGUGGCCAUGAUCAUUGAUGUGUAACUUUUGUAUGUCAUUAAAAAAAGAUCAAAGCUCAUGGUGAAUAAAUAUCUUUGUUUGAUUAAA